Molecule: messenger RNA, 392 nt
Organism: Hemiscyllium ocellatum (epaulette shark)
Lineage: Eukaryota; Metazoa; Chordata; Chondrichthyes; Orectolobiformes; Hemiscylliidae
Product: late histone H2A.L3-like
Exons: 1
Coding region: 1-390 (129 amino acids)
Cellular component (GO): nucleosome
Molecular function (GO): structural constituent of chromatin; DNA binding; protein heterodimerization activity
Source: RefSeq, a predicted model, not a curated record
AUGUCUGGAAGAGGAAAGGGCAGUGGGAAAGGUCGCGCCAAGGCGAAGUCUCGGUCGUCCCGGGCUGGCCUGCAGUUCCCGGUGGGCCGUGUUCACAGGCUCCUGAGAAAGGGCAACUAUGCUGAGCGUGUGGGUGCCGGAGCGCCGGUCUAUCUGGCUGCGGUGCUGGAGUAUCUGACGGCUGAAAUCCUGGAGCUGGCCGGCAACGCGGCACGGGACAACAAGAAGACCCGCAUCAUCCCCAGGCACCUGCAGCUGGCCGUGCGCAACGACGAGGAGCUCAACAAGCUGCUGGGAGGGGUGACCAUCGCUCAGGGCGGGGUGCUGCCUAAUAUCCAGGCCGUGCUGCUACCCAAGAAAACUUCCGCUGCUGGAUCCGCUAAAAAGUGAAG